Molecule: messenger RNA, 1216 nt
Organism: Anoplophora glabripennis (Asian longhorned beetle)
Lineage: Eukaryota; Metazoa; Arthropoda; Insecta; Coleoptera; Cerambycidae
Product: acyl-CoA Delta(11) desaturase-like
Exons: 5
Coding region: 1-1041 (346 amino acids)
Biological process (GO): unsaturated fatty acid biosynthetic process
Cellular component (GO): endoplasmic reticulum membrane
Molecular function (GO): stearoyl-CoA 9-desaturase activity; iron ion binding
Source: RefSeq, a predicted model, not a curated record
AUGCCACCUUAUACAACAACAUUAGUGGAAGAAAAGGAAAUAUUUCAGAAAAAUGAAGAACAAGAGUGUACUUUCGGACGUGAAAAAUAUAAGUUUCUUAUUUGGGAAUUCGAGACACGUAUAAUAUGGACAAAUGUGAUACUCAUUGGUCUGUUUCAUUUUAUAGCUCUUUAUUCAUUCCUGACACAUUCAUAUUUCGAGAAACCAGGAAUCGUCAUAUACGCGACAGUAAUCGGAAGCAUAUGUGGAUUUGGUAUUACAGGCGGAAUACAUAGAUAUUUUACACACCGAUCGUAUAAAGCAAAAUUACCACUGAAGUUAAUUCUGAUUUUCUGCUUUUCAAUGUCAGGGCAGAACAGCAUUUUAGAAUGGGUCCGUGACCACAGGGUGCACCACAAAUUUAGCGAAACUGACGCAGAUCCACACGACUCCCGUAGAGGAUUCUUCUUUGCCCAUGUUGGUUGGUUGAUGAUGAAAAAACGCACAGAAGUGAUAAAGAAAGGUCGACAAAUAGACUACAGCGAUCUAUUAGAAGAUCCAUUAGUUGCGUUCCAUGAAAGGCAUUUUAUGUGGUUUAAACUAAUUUGUUGCUUCAUUCUACCAACAAUAAUCCCUCCAUUGGCAUGGGGAGAGUCAUGGAUUGUAUCCAUAAAGGCAUUAGUGUUCGCAAGAUAUGUGAUGCAACUAAACUACACUUGGCUCGUUAAUAGUGCUGCUCACAUAUAUGGAAAUAAACCAUAUGACAUCAAGAUUUGCCCAUCGGAAAAUUUGGCAGUUUCAUUCGUGAGCAUGGGAGAAGGGUAUCAUAAUUACCAUCACACGUUCCCUUGGGACUACCGAGCAGCAGAAGUGGGUUCAUAUCUUAACGUGACUACACUUGUCCUAAAUCUUUUCGAAAAAAUUGGCUGGGCUUAUGACAUGAAAUCGACGCCUCAAGAACUCAUCAGAAAGAUGGUGGAAAAUAAUGGAGACGGAAGUCACUACAAAUGGGGACAUGAGAUAACGCAAGACAAAGCGAAAGUUUUAAUGAAGGAGUUGUAGAGACUCGCCAAACUUCCACGUCCACUAUAAAUGUUAUUAAAAUAAAUGGUUAUUAAGUGUUGGUUCUUUUUCGUGUAAUUUUUAUAUACUUUUAUAUAUAUUGAAGCAAACGGUACUUGUUGUAAAUGUUAUUAAAAUACUAAGGGAGUACGAUGUCCCAAAAUUUAAAAACGUA